Molecule: messenger RNA, 756 nt
Organism: Suillus clintonianus
Lineage: Eukaryota; Fungi; Basidiomycota; Agaricomycetes; Boletales; Suillaceae
Exons: 1
Coding region: 1-756 (251 amino acids)
Source: RefSeq, a predicted model, not a curated record
AUGGCAAGAGCCCUUGUUUGGUGCGCCUGUAGCCGUUGCUCUUUAUCUGACCGUGGUCAACUCCAACAGUUAAGACUUACUCGCCAAAGGCAUCUAGAUGCUGACCGGCGCCAACACGAGCAUCUGCGCAUGCGGGAGACAGAUGAGCAGCGGGGCUCCCCCAUCCUCGCAUCACCCAGGAACACACCAUCCCCCGAAUUAGCUGGAUUGCACCCAGACCCAGCUAUUAAUGACUAUGUGCAAGAACCUCAACAUGAUGUCGAGAUCGGGUACCGGAUGGAAGUAGAAGAUCAAUACGACGGCAACGAUGACGACGACAACGAUUGGGAAGGCGGCAAUUAUGAAAGGGAAGGUGACGUGCACGUCAGCUCGGAUGAUGAAGAAAACGCUUAUCGGGUAUACCUGCCCCAAGAAGAUGCUGUCGAGGAGGAAGAUGGUGACGAAGGACAUUCUGAUGAGGAGCGAGAUCUCGAUGAGGGUGCGGACAUCGUCAACGACCCUGCGUUCAAUGCGGGCAAUGGUUUUGACGAGAACGAGGAUCGCUUACAACAGGAUGACGAAGAAGAACUAUUGUUCGAUGAAGCACCUGCCUUUAGCGAGCACUCCGCUAUUAGGAAUGCAUACGUGCGUGCGUACAUUGCAUCUGCGUUCAAAGGUGCCUCGCACGAUGUUUCACGCAUCAUUCUCGACGGGGUCGCGCGUAGUGUUGUGCGGGCCGGGCUUGGGCCUGUGGCCCAGGGCUGGGCCUGGGCUUGA